Messenger RNA from Nymphaea colorata (pocket water lily), 2530 nucleotides. RefSeq lists its product as uncharacterized. Bases 192 to 2285 code for a protein of 697 amino acids. The transcript has 3 exons. The record is from RefSeq and is a predicted model, not a curated record. Lineage: Eukaryota; Viridiplantae; Streptophyta; Magnoliopsida; Nymphaeales; Nymphaeaceae. Gene Ontology annotation, cellular component: perinuclear region of cytoplasm. Gene Ontology annotation, molecular function: RNA binding. Gene Ontology annotation, biological process: intracellular calcium ion homeostasis; RNA processing.
CAGUUGCUCAUCAAAUAUUUCUCAAGACGGGGUGACCUAGAAAUUUCCCGAAAAACUGCGGAAGGGAUCGAACUAUCAUGGAAAACUCGAAACAACCUAUAAAGGGGGACUAAACCGACGAUUCGGUGCUUUUUUCUCCUCCUCCUUCAUCUUUCUCCUCCUCCGCUUUCCUCCUUGAACGCAGGAAGGGAAUGGAACCCCAUGAUUAUGUAGCAGCCGCUGCCUUUGCCCAGCAGCAGCAACAGCAGCAAGCAGCAGGCGUCACACCUCCGCAGUUCGGUGGCUACCACCAGCAGCAGUUUCCGCAACACCCGUCUUCCUUCAUCCCUCCCCACCACCUCGCGCAGCAGCAGCAGCAGCACCCAUUUCACCCUCUCCACCACCAGCAGCAGCAGCAGCAGCAGCUCCACCCGUCCCUCCAAUUCCCCUUCCACCGCCCUCUUCAAGCCCAACACCCGCACCUCCUCCCUCCCCACCAGCCUUUCCCUCCCCAUCUGCCGCCUCCCCAUCCUUUGGCCCACCAUGCCAGCAUCCCCCAUCCUCUGUUCAACCCCUUUGAGCCUCCCCCACCUCCCUGCGCCCCGCCGGCCGACCCCGAGCUCCACAAGCGGAUCGACAAACUCAUUGAAUACACGGCAAAGAACGGGCCAGAGUUCGAAGCCAUGAUUCGUGAGAAACAGAAAGACAACCCGGAUUAUGCGUUCCUCUUCGGCGGGGAGGGCGCUGGGUAUUACCAUCACAGGCUAUGGCUCUGCACCCACGUCCCUAAUAAUCCUUCUUCGUCGUUCCCGCAGAUGCCUCCGUUGAAUCCUUCCUUGAAUCCCGCAAACUUCAAUGGACCUUCCAUGAUGGGAGGCUCACCGAUGCUUCAUUCUCCCUUCGUAGGUGGUGGGUUUUAUGAUCAGCCGCCGCCGCAGCAGCAAGCCUAUAUGGUCGGUGGGCAUGGCCGACCCGAGUUUGAACCGAAGACUUUCAAGGGUCUGGCUGGGCCCCUUCCUUCUGAUGUAGCUGCUGAGUUGAGCAAUGUUCUCAACAGUCUAUCUGGGACGAAAGAAUCGAUUAAGGGGGCCAAGAUAUGGUUCAUGCAGAGGUCUCCCUUCGCCCCUGCUCUGGCGGAGGCGCUUAGGGACAGGGUUCUCGCCCUUGACGAUUCUGAGAGGCAGUUGCAUAUCAUAUAUCUUGCUAAUGACAUCCUUUUUGAUAGUCUACAGCGUCGUCUUCUUCCUCAUGAACUUGAUAAUGAGGCCCUUGCAUUUAGGCCUGUUCUUGGAUCUAUGCUUGCAAGGAUUUACCACAAUCCUCAUAACAGAGAAGCGAACCAGUCUAGGCUACAGAAAAUAUUGCAGUUCUGGGCCUCUAAGGAAGUCUAUGACUCUGACACAAUUUAUGCCUAUGAGGGUGAAAUGCUUGGUGGAACACCGACCUCUACUCAUGCUGGCCCCUUGAAGGAGCAAGUCUCUGCCCCAAAUGACUCACCAAAUCUAUCAGGAUUAUCACAAGGUCAUUGGCAAGCUGAACAGCAGAGAAGCUCAGUCCCACCAAUGGAUCAGAAAGACCAAACUGGCCCUGCAGCUGCUUCAGUUACUUCAAGUUCUCAGUUUGUUCCACCAAUAGCAACACAGUUCUCUGCAAAUGCGUUGCCUUCUGCCUAUCCCUCUGUUGCUGGCGCUGCCACCCAAUUUGGAGGGUCGCUACCUUUAGCUGGUCCUGUCCAGCCUCCCAAUCAGACGGCCCAUCUCCAAAAAUUGACAGGCAAAGUCGGGGAUCAGCCCCUACCACCAUACCCAUUGUUUCCCCCAGGCCUUAUUCCUGGAAUGGUUCGUAAAAUGCAAAUUGGCAGUGGUGUUCCCUACUCACCCAUGAGCCCUUUGGAUAUCCCCACUAUGAUCCCACCUUCUACAGUCUCUCAGUCAUAUAUUCUAGAAAGAGUGUCUAAAUUCUUCAAGGAAAUUGGAGAGGUAAAUCCUUCUGAGGGCCCUUUGAAGGGAUCAAGACAAAGCAACGCAGAUAGUGAUGAUGAAUAUGAGAGAGAAGCCCCGGUCCGGAAAGGUGGUGCUUGUAUACCUCCACCACCAAAUCUUCAGGUGGUUGAUCCAGAGACGGGGACUCUUCCUGAUGGAUCUGUGGAGCGGAAGCCAGGUUCCUUGAGCUCAGGGAGGCUGGGCCUGGGAGCUACAGCCAAUCCAAAUGAGGUUACCCAAUAUGACGAUGUAUACACCUCUUAUAGGAAACAGAGGAGCACCAACUAUCACUCCUCCAUGAGUGCACGAGCUGCAGCAAGGUAACAUUAGUUUCUGUAGGCAUUAUGAACAGGGCAUCAGGGAAUGUAGUGGAGUUGUGAUGACUAGUUCAGUUGCCCAAAAUUUAAUUUGGCGAAUAUUCGAUUUUGUUCAUCAUCUAAAUGGACAGUUUUGAUGUGCACUUGUGGUGUCGAAUAGAUGUAACUCUAGUAAACGUGGUUGUUUCUUUCAAAUAUUAUUUGAUCAAGAGAAAUAGAAUUGAUGUGUUCAACCGUUUCGGUUUUUCUUCU